Molecule: messenger RNA, 8390 nt
Organism: Grus americana (Whooping crane)
Lineage: Eukaryota; Metazoa; Chordata; Aves; Gruiformes; Gruidae
Gene: MTCL2
Product: suppressor of glucose, autophagy associated 1
Exons: 16
Coding region: 44-5209 (1721 amino acids)
Biological process (GO): regulation of autophagy; insulin receptor signaling pathway
Source: RefSeq, a predicted model, not a curated record
CGCAGCCGCAGCCGGGGCCGAGCCCAGCGCAGCGCAGCGGGACAUGGAGGCCGCGCCGGCGGAGCAGGGCCCCCCCGCGCCGCCGCCGCCGCCACCGCCGCCGUUCCCGGAGAAGAAGAAGAAGCCGCAGCGGGCGCCGUCGCCCGCCCGCCCCAAGGAGGUGCCGGGCUGGUCGCUGGCCAAGAGCCGGCGCGGCGGCGGCGGGGGGCACCCGGGCGCGGCCCCGCGGCUGGCGGCGAGCGGCGCGCACCCGCACCCGCACCCGCGGCGGGCCGGCGGCGGCAAGGAGGGGCGCCCCGAGAAGCGGGCGGCGGCGGCCCGGGCCGGCGGCAAGGGGCCGGCGGGGCGCGGCGCGGCGAGGGCGAAGGGGCGGUGCCGCGGGGCGGAGACGGCGGCCACCGGCGCACGGCGACCGGGACCGGGGUCGGUGCCCGGGUCGGUGCCGGGGACCAGCCUGACCGACAGCAGCUCGGAGGUGUCGGACUGCAGCGCCUCGGAGGAGGCGAAGCUGCUCUCGCUGGAGCUGGGGCUCAGCGGCAGUGACGGCGAGUCCCCGGGCAGCGCCCCGCCGCCGCCGCCCUCGGCCGGCGAGGCCUCACCGCUGCCCGAGGAGCCCUCGGCCGCCUCCAUGGCCAGCAGCCGCCUGCAGCUCAGCACCUCGCUCGCCUUCUCCGACCUCACCGAGGAGCUGCUGGACGCCGGCACCGACGGGCUGCUCCGCGAGCUGGAGGACCUGCGCUCCGAGAACGACUAUCUCAAGGAUGAGAUUGAGGAGCUACGUGCCGAGAUGCUGGAGAUGAGGGAUGUCUACAUGGAAGAGGAUGUCUACCAGCUGCAGGAGCUGCGGCAGCAGCUGGACCAGGCCAGCAAGACCUGCCGCAUCCUGCAGUACCGGCUGCGCAAGGCCGAGCGCCGCAGCCUGCGCGUGGCACAGACGGGCCAGGUGGACGGCGAGCUCAUCCACAGCCUCGAGCAGGACGUCAAGGUGGCCAAGGACGUCUCCGUGCGGCUCCACAAUGAGCUGGAGGCGGUGGAGAAGAAGAGGAUCAGGCUGGAGGAGGAGAACGAGGACCUGCGCCAGCGGCUCAUCGAGACGGAGCUGGCCAAGCAGGUGGUGCAGAAUGAGAUGGACAAGCUCCGAGAGAAUUCCCUGAAGAAGCGGGGGUCUCGCUCCAUCGGGAAGACCGAGAAGAAGCCAUCGGUGCAGGAGGACAGCGCAGACCUGAAGUGCCAGCUGCAUUUCGCCAAGGAGGAGUCGGCCCUGAUGUGCAAGAAGCUGACCAAGCUGGCCAAGGAGAACGACGGCAUGAAGGAGGAGCUGCUGAAGUACAGGUCCCUGUACGGGGACCUUGACAGCUCCCUCUCUGUGGAGGAGCUGGCCGACUCUCCCCACUCCCGGGAGGCCGAGCUGAAGGUCCACCUCAAGCUGGUGGAGGAAGAAGCCAACAUCCUCAGCCGGAGGAUAGUGGAGCUGGAGGUGGAAAACCGCGGGCUGCGGGCAGAGAUGGACGACAUGAAGGGCCAGGGGGACAGAGAGCUGCCAGGGCAGGACACGCGGUUCCUGGCAGGCGUCUCGGGCUGCGGGGACGCGGGGGACACAGUGGCAGAGCUGCGCCGGCACCUGCAGUUCGUGGAGGAGGAGGCCGAGCUGCUGAGGCGCUCGCUGCUGGAGCUGGAGGACCAGAACAAGCUCCUCCUGAACGAGCUGACCAAGUACAAGUCAGACCACGAGCUGGACGUGACGCUGUCAGAGGACAGCUGCUCGGUGGUCAGCGAGCCCUCGCAGGAGGAGCUGGCCACGGCCAAGGUGCAGAUCAGCGAGCUGAGCGGCAAGGUGAAGAAGCUGCAGUAUGAGAACCGCGUGCUGCUCUCCAACCUCCAGCGCUGCGACCUGGCCUCCUGCCAGACCACCCGGCCCAUGCUGGAGACCGACGCCGAGGCCGGCGACUCGGCACAGUGCAUCCCCACCGCCGGCUGGAGGGACGGGAUGGGCAGCGGCGAAGCCGAUGGGCAGGACAGGCUGCCCAGUGGUGGGAAGGUGCCCGAUGGUCCCGCCAAGCUGCUCAAGCCCAAGGACCUGGAGACCUUGCUGGGCAUCCGGGACCAGGCAGCGCUCGUCAGCAAAGCGAUCGACGUCUUGAUUUCAGAUGCCAACGGCUUCACCUCCGGGCUGAAGGCUUGCUUGGACAACGAGUGCGCGGGGGGGCUGCUGGGCGAGGCGGUGGGUAGCGGCAGCGAGAGCCCCAGUGACGCCAAGCUGAUGAACGUGCUCCUCAUGCGGCUGGGCGUGCUGCAGCAGGACCUGGGCUGCUUCGUGAGGAAGGUGGACCACCUCACCAGCGGCCUCAAGGAGCACGCGGACUCCUUCCCCUUCUCCGGCCCCGGCAGCCACGACGCCACCAAAGAGGGGCUGCAGAAGGAGCACGCCUCCAACUUCCAGCAGCCUGAUUUUAGGGACGCCGACCCUUACUGCAUCCCCCACGCCAAGGACAUGGACCCCACGCAUCCCCGGAGCUACAAAACCUGCAGGCCUGAGGACAACGACUCCUACGCCACCGAGAUGAAGGAGCUGCAGCUGGUGCUGUCGGAGGCCAACGAGAGCCUGCGGGGACUGCAGGAGCAGCUCUCGCAGGAGAGGCAGCUGAGGAAGGACGAGGUGGACAACUUCUCGCAGAAGAUCUGCCAGCUGAAGGAGGACCACCAGAAAGCACUGCUGCGGCGGGAGUUUGAGCUGCAGAGCCUGAACCUGCAGAGGCGGCUGGAGCAGAAGUUCUGGAGCCAGGAGAAGAACCUGCUGGUUCAGGAGUCACAGCAGUUCAGGCAGAGCUUCCUCCUGCUCUUCAUGAAGCUCAAGUGGUUCCUCAAGCGUUGGCGCCAGGGCAAGAUGGUGCACAGCGAGGGCGAGGACUUUUUGGAGGUGAACAGCAUGAAGGAGCUGUACCUGCUGCUGGAGGAGGAGGAGCUCGCCCCGCAGCAGCAGGCAGACAACAAGACAUGUGCCGGGGACACCUGGACCCCCAACACGCCCAACGAGUGCAUCAAGACACUGGCGGACAUGAAGGUGACCCUGAAGGAGCUGUGCACGGAGCUGCGGGAGGAGCGGCGCGGUGCCAGCGAGCUGCAGCAGCAGUUCACCAAGGCCAAGGCUGCGUGGGAGAUGGAGCGCGCCGAGCUCAAGUGCCACAUCGCCCAGCUGGAGUCGAAGGCAGGCAAAGGCAUUGCAGAGCGCACGCUGCCGGACUGGAAGGUGGCAUUGAAGAGGGAGCGCGAGGAGCACCAGCAUCUCCUAGCCGAGUCCUACAGUGCCGUCAUGGACCUCACCAAGCAGCUGCAGAUCAGCGAGAAGAACUGGAACCAGGAGAAAGUGGAGCUGCUGGCCCGCUUCAAGGAGGAGCAGCAGCAGGCAGAGCAGCAAGCGAAAGACCUGCAGAACAAAAUCAACCAGUUGCAGAAAGGAGCCAACCCAUGGGCAUUGAAGCACUCCGAAAUGGAGAAGCACGGCAGCAACUGGAAAGAGGCUCUCAAUGAAAAAAUCACAGACAAAGAGACAAGCUCUGAAGCAGAAGCCAAGGGAACCAACCUCAAAAGGACCAAGUCCGUUUCCUCCAUGUCAGAGUUUGAAAGCUUGCUCGACUGUUCUCCCUACCUCCCUGGAAAGACUGCGCCGGGGCUGGGUGACCAUUCCCGGGGCAAAAAGGCAUCUGCGGCCGCCCAGCUGCUGCCCAACGGGAUCCGGGACAGCACCGGCAUUCCUCCCUCAAACUGUACAUAUGUGAAUAUUGAGCAACCUGUCCCUGACAGCCUGGCCAAGGAGAAGCUGGGCAUCUCCUCCUGGGACUACUCGCGGGCAAGCAGCCUCUCCGGGCACGACCCAGCCCAGAAGCAAAUGCAGAGGAGCUACACGGCGCCCGACAAGACGGGGAUCCGCAUCUACUACAGCCCGCCGGUGGUGCGGCGGCUGGAAGCGCCUCUGGUGCACAACAAGGAGGGGAAGAUCAUGAUCGAACCCGGGUUCUUGUUCACCAUGGCCAAGCCGAAGGAGCCGGAGGAGUCGGCCAGUGCCGAGAGCACCUACAGCCAGUGGCUCUGCAACUUCUCCAAGCAGCAGCGGGAGCUGCUGGACGGCGGCACAGUGGAGAGCACGGUGCCAGCAGUGCCCCGCUUCCCCCCCUCGCUGCACGACCUGGAGAUCUCCGGCAACAUGAGCGACGACAUGAAGGAGAUCACCAACUGCGUGCGGCAGGCCAUCCGCUCCAGCUCGCUGGAGAGGAAGGUGAAAAGCGCCUCCAGCCAGACGGUGGGACUGGCCCACGUGGGGACGCAGACCAUCCAGACAGUGAGCGUCGGCCUGCAGACAGACCUGCCGCGUGGCAGCGGCAUGCACGGCAAGAGCUGGUCCCCGCGCAGCUCCUCCCUCGUGUCUGUGCGCAGCAAGCAGAUCUCCUCCUCCCUGGAUAAGGUCCACUCCAGGAUCGAGCGGCCGUGCUGCUCCCCAAAAUACGGCUCUCCGAAGCUCCAGAGGAGGUCUUCCUCCAAGCUGGAUGCCUCCAAGGACAGGAGCCUCUGGAACCUGCACCAGAGCAAGCAGAACGGCUCUGCCUGGGCCCGCUCCACCACCACCCGUGACAGCCCCGUCCUCAGCAACAUCAACGACGGCUUGUCCAGCUUGUUCAGCGUGGUGGAGCACGCGGGCAGCACCGAGUCCAUCUGGAAGCCGGGCUGCCCUGAGAGCAGCCGGGUCAAGCCUGAAGCACCCAAGUACGGCCUCGUGCAGGAGUUCUUCAGGAACGUCUGUGGGCGGGCACAGAGCCCCACCGCCCCCACGGAGAAGAAGGAGGCCACGGGGGAGGAGGGCAGCAAGAGAGCCGAGCACCCCAGCCCAGCCACCCACCACCCGGCUGAAAACAUCUCCCGCGUCUUGAACAAGAAAGUCCUCAAGCAGAGCAGCUGCGAGGACCCCAAACCCUUGUCCCCUGGCCAGGGGAGUAAGGACGCAGCCCUGCGGGACCCCGACCUCAUCUCGGCCAUAGCCAGCGAGGACACGGCGUGUGACUGCAGCUCCCAGUCCCUCACUUCCUGCUUCGCCCGGCCAUCCCGCUCCGCCGUCCGCCAUUCCCCCUCCAAGUGCAAACUGCACCCCGCGGACCCCCCCAGGGCGGAGGAGAAGCCGGGGACCUCGACCUGCAAUGUAAAACCAAGUGCAUUUUAAAAAUACCGAAAUGAGCUACAUUGGAGAUGCACCAAUUGGAUUAAGAGAUUGUGGGUUGGGAGGCUGCAGCGUGGCCUGCGGUCUGCGCCAUGCGUCCCUCGGUCACCACCAGAAAAAGCCUUAUCCGGGGAGGGAGGAGGGCAACGGCCGCAGCCCCCGCGGUGGUGCAGAGCUCCCAGGGCUGGGGGUCUGCGUCCCAGCCCCACGCAGAGCAGCGUUGGUGCCUCUGUGCAGCCUCAGGAGGGAACAGCAAUUUCGGGGGCGGCUGCGUGACCUAUUUUCGAGCUGCCUGCCAGAGGCCAGGCAGGGAUUCACCCAGAUGGAGCUGCCUGCAGGUGCCCGCGCCUCCUGGGGCUCUGUGCAUUGCUCAGGGGCUGCGUACCUUGCUCUGGGGGCUCUAUACAUUGCUCCAGGGGCUCCACGCAUUGCUCUGGGGCUCUGUAUCCUGCCCCAGGGGCUCUGCGCAUUGCUCUGAGUCCGUGCACACUGCUCCAGGCGCUCCGCACGCUUCUCCGGGGGCUCCGCGCAUUGCUCUGGGGCUGCGUACAGCGCGUCAGGGCCUCUGCGCGUUGCUGUCAUCUUGCAGCUUCGCUUAAAAAAUGCUCCUGCUGCCGAAGCUGCUGCCCCCUCCCGUCCAGGCGCACACUGCCCACAGCAGGCAGGCUGCAUCACUGCCACGUCGCAGCCUCCGUCAGCAUCUCCGUGACGGCCACUCACUGCCUGUGUCUCCGGACACACCAGCAUCAGCCAGGGCCCAGCAGGCCCAGCACCGAUGGCCUUUUGCUCCUGCGGCGCCUGUCCGGCCCCACGGGGACCCUCGUCACCCGGGUGCGGGAUGUAGCGGGCAGGUGCUGCCCACCCUCACCAGCAGCCGGGGCCAGGCAGCAUCCCUGCCUGCCACCGAGAAGUCGGGUCCCUGCAGCCCGGCAGGCACAGCGCUGCCACGGGCAAUCUCCUGCUGUACAUAGAUCCUUUCAGGGUGGUUUUUAGCAUUUUCAUUGAUAAUGGGGGUUUUGGUUUUAUUUGUUUUGGGUUUGUUUUUUUUUUUUUAAAAAGACUCUCUACUUUUGGAAUGCGGUUUCUCAUUUUUACAACUGCCUUUUAAUUAUUUGUAAUAUUGGUCAGUUCUGUCUUACUCUGUAAAUAGCGGUGCUGGGCAUUUCCCGCGGGGCCGGGGGCUGGGUCGAGGCUGACGAGGGACUUAGGAAAGCCACGGGGAAAAUUUGUUUGAGAUGUGGAGGGCACUGAUUCAGCGCCGGCCCCCGUGCAGCCUCUGCCCCUGUCCCCCCCACGUGCCAGUGCCCGGCCUGGGGCAAAGCCCGAGGUGUUUUGGGCAAAGCCACGCUUGCCCCUGCCCUGUCCUCCUGGUUCCUCUCGCCAGCCCAUGCCAAGGUCGCAUGAAGGGCACCUUCUGCCCCGAUGACGGCCCCCUGCCCACCCCGUCCUGCACCCCUGUACCAUGCCUGCUUGUCGUGUGAUGAAUAAAGGCCCUGCAACCCCUCGCCCACACCCUGGGUGCUGCCUUCCCGUGCCGCGGUGGGGGGACCAUGAUGCCUGUCCUGUCUGGGGAACCGGUGCUGCUGUGGAGGGGAGUGUGGGGUGGCUGGGGCACCCGUGGGUGGGGACAUGCAUCUAGAUCCUGUCCCUCUGUCCCCGCCGUCCUGCCAGCUGCCCAGCCCACUCACGGUGUCCCGUCCUCUCCUUACCUGCCUGUCUCUCCCCGACACCAUUCCCAUGUGCUGACCCUGACCGUGCCAUGCCACCAGAGCUCCUUGUCAUCACCCAUGGGUCCUACAUGGCUUCACUGCCAGCGCUGUCACCUCACACCAGGCUCCUCUCGGCUCUGCAUUGUUCUUGUGACGCUGGUGUUUUCAUGCCUCCCCUGUCCUGUCCCAUCCUGCCCAGCAGCUCACCCCAGCCUGCAUGCAGACCCCACAGCCCCUUUUCCAUCACUGUCCGUAGUUUCUUGCCCUUGUGGCCCUCAUCACCUGCAGGUCCCAGCCUCCUCCAGGCUACUACAUUAAACUGUCCCUCCCUGAGGUCCUCUAUUGCCCACCAUGAUCCCCCCUCCUUCUUUUGCUCCUCCAUCAUCCUUCAUGUCUCAUCCUUUUUGUCCUUGCUCUUUGAUCCCCCAUGUCCCAUCCUCCUUCUUGUUAUCCUCCAUCCUCAAUCACCUUCCUUUCUUCCGUCAUGUGUUCUUCCAUUGCCCACCAUGUCCCAUCCUUCUUUAUUCUGCUCUUUCACCAUCCAUCUAACCCAACCCAGCCCUCCUUCCUGUGCUCCUCCAUCACCUUCCCAUGCCCCAUCACCCACCAUAUCCCAUCCCUUUUCCUGUGUACCUCCAUCUUUCAUGUCCCACCCCUCCUUCCACUGCUCCUCUGUUGUCCACCCAUCCUAUCGCUCCUUCUUGUGCUCCUGUCACCCACUGUGUCCCAUCCCUCCCUGCCAUCCUCCUCCAUCACCCACCAGGUCCCAUCCUUCCUUUCUCUGCUUGUCUGUCAGCCACCAUAUCCUCCUUCCUGUGCUCCUGUAUUCUCCAUCAUGUCCUAUCCCUUCUUGUGCUCCAUGGCCACCCACCACUUCCCAUCCCUCCCUAUUCUCCACCCCUUUCACAUCCUAUCCCUCCUUCGACACUCCUUCCAGAGUGUGCUGUCAUCCACUGUGUCCCAUCCCACGCUGCCAUGCCAUGCUCCCCCAUUACCCACCAUGGCCCCUCCCACCCUCUUGUGCUCCUGCAUCCUACAUUAUGUCCUAUCCCUCCUUAUUGUUCUCCUCCACCACACCCCAUCCCUUCUUCCUGCACUCUUGUCAGCCACCACCUCCGAUCCCUCCUUCCUGUGCUCCUCUGUUGCCCUUCAUAUCCCACCUUCCUGUCUUCCUGUCACACUUGCAUCCCAUCCUUCUCACCUGCUCCUCCUUCAUCCACCACAUCCCAUUCCUUGUUAUCCUCACUGACCACCCACCAUCUCCUCAUGUCUUCUCUUCCUUCUGCACCUCCACCUUGUCCCAUCCAUCCUCAUCCCACUUUGCCUCCAGUUUCUCUUUUCCUUUCAUAUUCCUCCUUGUGUCAACAUCUCACCAUCUCUUCUCAUCCUCCAUCAGCUCCCACCAUCACUCUGUCCUCCUUUACAUCUUACCAUCUUCUUAUCCCUGCUUAUCCUUCAUUAGGUCCCACCAUCAC